CCACGCUUCUAAAGUAAAGCGCGACGCUUUCUUGAGGUGCGGACUGGAGAAUACCAUGCCAUCGACGCGCUGAGCGCAUUUACGGCUUCAUACGGGCGUUCUGCACAGGAAAAUAAAGCGAUAUCUCCGAAUCCGUCCGCGAUAAGCACCGAGAGGCUCUACAAAACCCAACUGUGGAUGUAACUGUUGCACUCUGAACACAGACAUGAACCACUGAGACAGCAAAAGAAGAAAAAGCCUGGAAUACGCUUGAGGGAAGAGCUUUGUCUCAUUCCCCCUCCAAUUUAGAAGGUCUGGAAUCAUGAGGUCCUUGUUGCUGCUGGUAUUUUCCAUCUCUGUUUUGACUGGGACCAACAUGGCAUUUCCCAUGACUCCUACCGAACCCCCUGAAGUCUCCGGGAGCUUCAGUGUUAAAGACAUGAGCCUCACGCACCUCACUGUGCACCGCAAGACUGGCGAGGUGUUCGUCGGUGCAAUAAACCGAGUCUACAAGCUCUCCGCCAAUCUGACUGAACUGCGCUCACACCAGACGGGUCCCGUGGAGGACAACGCCAAGUGCUACCCGCCCCCCAGCGUACGACCAUGCACGCAAAAACUGGAAUCCACAGACAACGUCAACAAAUUGCUGCUGGUUGAUUACGCUGGCAACCGUCUGGUGGCUUGUGGAAGCAUCUGGCAGGGCGUGUGCCAGUUCCUGCGGCUAGAAGAUCUCUUCAAGCUUGGUGAACCGCAUCACCGUAAAGAACACUACCUCUCAGGAGCCAAAGAGCCAGAUGGAAUGGCUGGAGUUGUGGUGGGCUAUGACGACGGAGACUUGAAGAAGAAAAAGAAAGGUGACAGCCGCCUCUUCAUCGGCUCCGCCAUCGAUGGCAAAUCAGAGUAUUUCCCAACCUUGUCCAGCCGUAAACUGGUGGCCGAUGAGGAGAAAAUGGAAAUGUUCAGCUUGGUUUACCAAGAUGAGUUUGUGUCCUCUCAAAUCAAGAUACCUUCAGACACUCUGUCUCAAUAUCCCGCAUUUGACAUCUACUACGUUUACGGGUUCUCCAGCCGCACGUACAUCUAUUUUCUCACUUUGCAACUGGAUACCCAGCUCACCCAGGUGGAUGCGACGGGCGAGAAGUUCUUUACCUCAAAAAUCGUCCGCAUGUGCUCCAACGACACAGAGUUCUACUCCUACAUCGAGUUCCCACUUGGGUGCACCAAGGAUGGGGUGGAAUACCGACUUGUCCAAGCUGCCUACAAGCACCGUCCUGGGAAGAUUCUGGCCCAGGCUCUCGGCCUUUCUGAGGACGAGGAUGUCCUGUUUGUGAUCUUUUCCCAGGGUCAGAAGAACAGGGCUAACCCACCGAGAGAAACAGUGCUGUGCCUCUUCACGCUGCACCAGAUCAACCUGGCCAUGCGAGAGAGGAUCAAGUCGUGUUACCGCGGGGAAGGAAAGCUGUCUCUGCCAUGGUUGCUCAACAAGGAAUUGCCUUGUAUUAAUACGGAAUUGGAAGGCAGGAAAAGCUUCUCAAUAGAGUAUCCGAGUGACAGGGCACACAAAGGCUGA
Sinocyclocheilus grahami is the source of this 1549-nucleotide messenger RNA. Its product is annotated as plexin A3-like. Lineage: Eukaryota; Metazoa; Chordata; Actinopteri; Cypriniformes; Cyprinidae. The record is from RefSeq and is a predicted model, not a curated record. Bases 302 to 1549 code for a protein of 415 amino acids. Gene Ontology annotation, biological process: semaphorin-plexin signaling pathway; regulation of cell migration. Gene Ontology annotation, cellular component: semaphorin receptor complex; plasma membrane. The transcript has 3 exons. Gene Ontology annotation, molecular function: protein binding; semaphorin receptor activity.